Molecule: messenger RNA, 2152 nt
Organism: Somion occarium
Lineage: Eukaryota; Fungi; Basidiomycota; Agaricomycetes; Polyporales; Cerrenaceae
Source: the annotation of a GenBank genome assembly
GUUUUGCGCCACCCACAAACUUGAAAGUGCCAUUGUACAGAAUCACUGAAUACAGCGAUACCCUAAAAUUUGACUCUCGAUAUCAUUUGACUACUCGCUUUCACACGAACUGCCAUCUCAUGGCUUUGGCAUCAUUCCUAACAGCGUCCAACAUAGAAUGCAUUCUGCAUCUUCCGUCUCUCACUGAUACAACCUCCGAAAGGUAACACCACAUGAGUGUGCAAAGUCUACGCGACGCACUACUAGCCUCUUUGUCCUCUCUACCAGGAACUCGACAAUUCCACAUCCACGUCCUCGUUUCCUCCCCACGCAAACAUUCUGGCUUGUUCCCUUACGUGCACCCACGUCCCAGAAUAUAUCUACAAGACAUUCUCGUUCUUUUAUCUGAACAGACAACCACAGAUGCACCCCGAGUAUUUGUGACGGCCAUCGAAGCCUCCGUCUAUAACAUCCCAGCUACCUCAUGCGGGAUCCUUUACAUCUCAAAAGUCGAUUCUAGUGGCCAAGGCAUCUAUCCUUCACCAACAGCCACUCUUGUUCGUUCCUUUUUGACCUACUAUGCCGAUCCGGCGACGAGGCCCAUUACAGUGGACACCCUGUGGGUUCAGCUGUUUGCGAGGGCACAAGGACAGUACCUUUUCCCAAACUCAUCAGAGUUUCCUGGGAAGCGUCCCUUGUCGGAUGUAAAGCUCUGCGUAUGGUGGAAACGUUUGUUCACUGAAGUCGCAGAAGAGGCGGAGGGUCAGCUUCAGAGCGGGAGCAGUGGGGAGAAGAACGGGAAAAUAAAGUUGUUCUAUCUUCUUCCUGGAUAUAGCGAACUCGAGGCUCAAUACUCGCUCAAGAUCAAUUCGGCAGCUGUUCAACAUCCUUCCAGGUCGAUUCAGUGGGUUUAUGGUCAUCCUUACUCCCAGUCUGAUAUCCCACUCCCUUGUCCUCGGGCAGCUUCGCAAGAACGCCAUCUAGGGUAUUGCAUUCCCUCGUUUGAUGAUGACCCAAAGUCUCGUUUCAUGGACGAUUUGGCUCAUACGACUGAGUCGAAUGGUGUGAAAUCCCCCAAGAAAAAGAAACCCAGGACUAGUUUGACAAAGAAACCCGAAAGUACCGCGUCCACUUCGGAGGGAGUUCCGCCCACACGAAAAGCAGAACACGGAGAAGACAAUGAGGAGCAUCACAUUCGCAUAGGAGAACUCGACAAGGUUUCUCCAGACGAAUUUUGGGAACGUAUGUCGUUCCGUCAAGAGUGUAUCUCCGGGGCCAUUACAGGGUUCUUCGCACUUGGUAUCUCUACCGCACUCUCUGACCGCCCCCCACCCUCCACAUCUUCCACUAAACCUGUUUCCCGAAGUUCUUCCACGCCGUCGCCUCUGGCACCUCAAGCGGGCCAAGUCGCAGCGCGUCUCGUCCGUCGGGUUGUAUCAACCUUACUCACUUGCCACGAAUUCUCCACGACCGAACGCGCGAUACGAGCCACGGAGACGUUGGAAGAAUCCAUCAAAGGGCUUUGCGAUAACAUUGCUAGCGUACCGGUAACCAGCAAGCCCGAGGUCUCUUCUACCGCUCACUUGCUAUUCUUCCGUGACGCCGACGAGUCUUCUACGCCAGUACCUGACGAGACACCUCCAGAGGCAGGGGCAGGACCCAGUAAUUUAACCUAUCUUGACGUACCACGUACCCCACCUCGUAGAGGAGGAUCACUCCCCGAUAUAUCUCCAAACCCAUUCCCGGAACCUGUAGCUUCACUCGAUACCUACCACUCGCAUAUUUAUGGAAGCGUCUUGGUAAACAAUCCUCCGUUGCCGGAGAAGGCUCUUACGACUGGCGUGGGUGCCGCAGGUAAGGGAGAAGGGGACGCUGGGUCAAGGCCGGUUACUGUUUUAGCUGUGAGGAAGAAGAAGCGGAAAUCGGAUGCUUGAAGCCGAAGAAUGGAGGAGGCUGCUAGGAAAGAGUGAAAAAGGAGAAGAUGAAGAGAAGAAGAAGAUGAACGGAGGUUGUUCGUUGAGAAGUGUUUUGAGUGCCUUGCUUUGCUAUUCGUGUUUUCUUCAUAUUAUAGUGUUGCUUCUUAUAUGCUUUCAUUACUAGUCCCGUUCAUACGUGUAUCAUCCAGAAUUAGAUUUAAGUUAAGCCACAAGCGUAAGGUGUUCCAUUAGUACUC